AUGUCGGGAUUUGAACGUGCGUGUUAUGAGGACUUUCAGAUGUAUAUUCCAGAAAUCACUGCAGAAACGAAAUUUGCAUCUCCGAGAAAACUCUGUGAAGAGAGUGCAGAUUUUGGUAUUGUUCAUCCAACCAUUAAUCAAGACUUUGCCUUAAACCAUCAUGCAAAUCCAAGCUAUCGAAAAAUUCUACCAAGUGAGACACAUUGCCACUACAAUAAAACAGUGAUGCCUUUUACUUUUAAAAGUUUAACUAACAAGAUUCCCAGAUCACUUGGAAACUGCGGCCACAAUGUGACAGUACCCAGUGCGUGUAGAGAAAGUACAUCACCAUGGCCUAUAGAAAACAAUAAAGAUUUGCAAUUUUCCCAUAGUUCAAGGCUACUAAAGGGUACGUCACAAGUUUUACCACUGAACAAUGCUGUUAGUCAUUUUACACCACAGCAGCUGUGCCCAACUGUGAGCAUCCGUGUUGACAUUUCUUGUCCUCUGUUGCCUUGUGGUCACAGCAGGAUGUCAUGCUGUGGCCAAGAUGCUUACGUUACAUCUCCUGAGCAAUCCAGUUAUAGUUUCAUAUCAGGAAACUUAGGGCCGGGAAGUAAUGGAGUUAUAAUGUCAGACAACUGUCAGAGUUGUCCUGGAUCUUCUGAUACCAGGGUAAACUCUUUUGCUGGCACUCGCAAACUUAGUCAUGCAACAGAUCAUUCAAGAGGUCACAACACAGGCUUUACCAAAAGCCAGUGUAAAUCAAAUGAUCUUGUUAAUACUGAUAAGAAGUCGUACCCUCAAAGAUUUGAGACUGUGACCAAAAGUGUGAUUGGAUAUCCACUAUCAUCAAGAGCAAACGAUCAUGCAAUUAACAUGUACAGCACCUCCAUGCAUAAUGGUAUCUCCAUGACUCAUUAUCAGCCACCCAGUCAAAAAAUGGAAAGUCAAAUCUACGAUUCUUUUAACUCCAGGGGAGUGAAACAUGAAAAUAAUAUAAUGCCAGCCAGGAGUAUGGGUUACUCUGCUGAGGAAAAUUCUUGUAUUUCAUCUGAUGAGCACAGUGUGAAAGUUACAAGUUUUCAGAAUGAAGGAACUCAAGGAAAUGAAAGGACCAUGUACUUUCCAAAAACUUCACUAACUUCUUGCCAUGACAUUGUAGAAUUGAGACCCAUUGAUCCAGGAAAGGUUUUUGGACAGUGUAAGUUUCAAGACAGUGGUAACAUGGCCUCAGAUGAGCAAUGUACUUUUGCUGAAUCAGCAUGUCACAGCAAAAAAUGGCGAGUAGAUACAUGGAUGGCACUACAAGCUGACAAUCACAGAGAAAUCAAGAGAGAGACAGAAUUAAAUGAAUUAUUGUUAGAUGCGCCAUUGAACCAGCCAUUAUCUCCUUUUGCAAAUCUUUCCAGUUUGGUAGCAAAAAUUGACCCUGAGCAUGGAAACAUUAUGACAGGACAAAAGAACAUAAAAGUGGAAGGUUAG
Molecule: messenger RNA, 1464 nt
Organism: Porites lobata
Lineage: Eukaryota; Metazoa; Cnidaria; Anthozoa; Scleractinia; Poritidae
Source: the annotation of a GenBank genome assembly